Messenger RNA from Laetiporus sulphureus 93-53, 3511 nucleotides. RefSeq lists its product as uncharacterized. The coding region runs from base 49 to 3297 and encodes 1082 amino acids. Gene Ontology annotation, biological process: DNA-templated transcription. The transcript is spliced from 8 exons. The record is from RefSeq and is a predicted model, not a curated record. Gene Ontology annotation, cellular component: nucleus. Lineage: Eukaryota; Fungi; Basidiomycota; Agaricomycetes; Polyporales; Laetiporaceae.
GGCGACUGCAAUCUUGCUGCGCGACAAGCUCCUUGACGUCCCUCCACCAUGACGAGUCGCACAACAGUGUACGCACGACAAGGGCAAGUGAAUCAAGCCGACGAACCACAAGACAAGGAGAACAAGAGAAUUAAUGACACAAAACUGAAAACAAAGCCAAGACCGCGGACUGCGAGCAAGGCGUCGAAAGUGCAUUGCUUGUGCCGGAAGCCAGACGACGGAUCGCCCAUGAUCAGAUGCGAUGAGUGCAAGGGAUGGUAUCAUUUCCGUUGCGUAGGAUUGAAGGAGAGUGACGCGGAGGACAUCCAGCUUUAUAUCUGUCCGCCAUGCGCUGAACGAACCGGUUUGCGCUCAAUCAAGGAAUGGGAGGGCGUCGACGGCCUAGAGGAAGUAAAGGCCGCCGGGAAACCGCUGCGCGUUCAAGCGCCGAGCGAGCAAGCCGAAGAGGCGGAAGGCUCGGAGAGUGGGACGGAGCUGCGUCCGCCCUCGUCGGGUUCCGAAAGCGAUGGAAGCGAGGAUGAGUACAUAGCAGAGGAGACGAGGGCAAGAUCUCGAGGCAAGCGGCGAGUGCGACGUGUGUCAGUGUCUUCCUCUGGUUCCGAAUCAGAGAAAUCAACUAAAGGAGGGCGCGCAUCGAAAAAGGCACGCCGCCUCAGUACGACUGCUCACGACGCCACGGGCCGAAGUUCUACUUCUCCAGGUCCAAGCAAUCCCCCAAAGCGCAGACAGUCUACUGCUUUUUCUCAGCCACCAGCGAAGCGCGUGCGCUCCGAGUCAGGCGAGGAUCCUACGCGGAAAUACUGUCUGACGAAGUUGCAGGAGACUUUCUGUCAGAUCUUCCUACGAUAUCCUUUCCUGCGGGAUGGUGCGAGUCAGCUAGCAACUUCUAAUGAAGCAUUGGAAGCGGACAGGAGGCAGGAGGAGCUCACUGACGAUCAAAAGGAGAAGAUUGAGACGACAGCGAAACAUUUCGCUUCCGAUCUUGAGCAGUGCGUAUACGAUUUGUAUGCGGAACCUGAUAAGGCUGGAAAACGCUCGGCCGCCGGGAAAUACAAGGAGCGUUUCCGGAUGCUUACUUUUAAUUUGAGCAAACCUGACCGCGUGCUCCUCCACAAACGAAUUGCGUCGUCCCAUAUCACUCCUAAAGAGUUAUCUACGAUGUCUUCCACUGACCUUGCUGAUGAAGAGACAAAGCAGUCAAUCAAACAGGCUGAACAGGAGGCUUUGGAUCAUUCAAUUCUAAAGAAGCAGACCCUUCCUCGUGCGAAGAUCACCCACAAGGGUAUCGAAAACAUUGAGGACGUGAAUGGGGCUGUUCAGCGUGAUAUAGAGCGCGCUCGUGAGGAAGAGGAGGAGGAGAGGAUUGAGCGAGAGCGGCUGGCUCGACUGCAACUACAAGCAGAACGUGCGCGUUCUGCUAGCAUACUUGGACAGGGCUCAGUGCCGCCGGAGUCUCCGGUCGUACCGCAACCCCCUGGAUGGGGCGGGCCUCCAGCUCUCCCUACGUAUGCCAUACAUCCUGAUAGUCAUGUGGGCAGGCCACCGUCCAACGCGCUCUUUGUGCCAUCUGUGUCCGACUACGGUGGGCCUGUGGAAAACGAGCUGAAUCUCGCGGAUCUCAUCAACAUUGAUGAGGACCUCCCUGUAGACACCUCUGCUGCGCUUCCUAUCUCUACCGAGUCUGCAGAGCUCACUGAGUCGGACUCCAAAGCCGAUCUACAGAAGAGUCCUGUGUCAGAGACCCCUACAUCAGUAUCCUCGACGGCGAUUUCUCCUUUCGCUUCGAGGAGCUCCCAGCCAGAACUGGCUUCUCGCCCUUCAUUCGACCUAAAUUCUAUAUGGAUCGGCAACAAGGAAGCCGAGGUUGCUUCUGAACAGCUGAAGAACGCUGCAGAGGAAGAACCGGUUGCUGAAGGGGAGCCGAAAGAACAAGCCCUCGACGUGGAGAUCCUAGGUCAAGCGGCAGAUGACUAUGACUUUGACAUGUUCUUGGGGAAAGACGACGAUGAAAAGGCACCUGCAGUUGACAACAGCCCUGAGGGGCAGCGGGCUGCCUUCGAAGCGCUGCCUCGGGUAUGGAUUGGCACGUUGAGCAUGCCACUGGAUUCGGCUAUUCCCCAAAAUGUUUCUCUCAAUGCACGUCAGACUGGUGGACGGACACUAGAAGGUGAUUCGCCUCUAUGGCACACGCUCUUCCCAUCCAGUGAACUUCGCAUCGAUGGUCGGGUACCGGUGGACAAGUCUGCGCAGUACUUGACGCAGAUGCGAUUGAAUCCUUCAAAGGAGCUUAUAGCUGUAGCUUUCUCUCCAGAGCCCGGACCUAGUCUAGAGAGUCCUGGAUUCAACGCACUCAUUGAUCACCUUAUAGCGAAAGGACGACACGGUCUUGUCUUUCCUUGGGGCAACCGGCCUAAAGAGUGGGCUCCUGGACGAGAAUUGUACAUUAUUCCACUGCUCUCCACUGAUCCUGUCCCGGAAUAUAUGGAACUGCUCGAUGACCUCCGUCUGCCCAAGCUCAGAAACUCCAGCUAUUUAAUCGGCGUGUGGGUGUUGAACAAAGGCAGACUCGCUCCUCCGCCAAGACCACCUGCGCCGCCAGCGGCGGCAUCAUCUCAUCCUGCUCCGCCUACAUACCAAUUGCCACAAAUCCUUUCAGUGACCGGAAUCCAACAACCGGGAGUCUUCAACCAACCGUCACUAUCACCGGCCUCACAACCGCCGCAGCCGCAACAGCAACCUCAAUUACCGGCGCAACAGACAUCACCCGCCGCGGCACUGGCAGCUGAAGUAGCACAACUCACCCCAGAGCAGAUCCAAGCAAUGCUACGAACACUGGCCUCUUCCGCGCUGAUUCCUCAGCAGCCCGCCGCUGCACCACCAGCAUCGGCACCAUCGCCGAUGCCAGCAAUAUUUCAGCAACCAUCUGCAGAACAAGCUAUCCCCCUGCAGCCCUGGCUGAACCCAUCAAGCAGCUUCUCCCCGCCGUACCAAGGUGCUCCUCCAUUCCCCAGCUCGUCGCCGCCGCGGCCAUCUCGCUCCUAUUCCGAUGUAUCCUACGGCGGGUACGACCAGGAGCGCCCCUAUCCUCCAGGGCAUGGUAGCGGCGAAAGAGGGGACCGAGGGUAUCGCGGCAGGUCGAGUGGCCGGAAUCGAGGCGGCCGCGGACGAGACCGGGACCGCGACCGCGAGCGUACGCGCGAUUCGGGCUGGGGGAAGCGCGGACGUGGGAGAGGAGGGGCGGGUAGUAGUAGUCCUACCCGAGGUAGGGGAUGGGGUGAGCAACAAAGAUGGAGUUGAAGACGUGUGCGAUGCUCGUGCUGAACCUAACGUCAAUUCCGCAACGUUCAAUACUGACAUUCCCUAUCUUAUUCAGUAUUCAUGUCUAGUGCUCAGCGGGUGAUUGUAUGGUAUGAGAAGUGCCACCUUUUUUGUGUAGCUACAAAGUCUUUUGCUUGUCUGUUCGCGUACCUAUCAACUGAAUGAAUGUGUUUGACCGCACGGCGACUUACUG